Alternaria ventricosa is the source of this 1551-nucleotide messenger RNA. RefSeq lists its product as uncharacterized. The transcript has 2 exons. Lineage: Eukaryota; Fungi; Ascomycota; Dothideomycetes; Pleosporales; Pleosporaceae. The coding region runs from base 1 to 1551 and encodes 516 amino acids. The record is from RefSeq and is a predicted model, not a curated record.
AUGGCGUCUAGCUCCACCGAAACGACUCCCUUGGUCUCGUCCAUGUCGAGCUCAAGCCGAGCGAUACCCCCGAAGCCACAGCGCACCGUCACCUUCAACCCAACCGUCACAUCUACCAGUCCUAAACCACCAGCGUCGCGAUCGAUAUCGCACAGUGCCUCAUCUUCCGGCCAUGCUGCCACCACCCAGGGCGGGCAGCCAAUGCUGUCGACGCUGAAUAGUAAGCUGCGGAGAAGGAACAGCUCUGGUGCUCCUGCCAGGAUACCUCCCGCGCCGGUGCCCAAGAUUGGACCGCAGCGAACGACGAGAACUGCGCAGAAGCUCAAGCUGCUUCCUGACCCGGCCGCGGAUGAAGCCGAAGACGAAGAGAGUGGACGCGAUGUCUAUGUACAAUACACCAGGAUCAAGGACCCCACUGCGCGAAGAGAUGCUGCCCGUCUCGGCAAGGCAGACAGAGAGCGGUUGCCCAGGGUGACGGCAUACUGUACCGCGGCCUCGUACAAGCUCGAUGAAAUGAUGCGAUUCUUGAAAGGAAAGCAGAAGAUCAGAGGAGCGGCGCCCAAGCGCUUCGACGAAUGCAUAUACUCGCCCUACAACUACGGAUCGACGAAAGGCCCAGAAGACGUCAGUAGCACUGCCGUACUCGACGGCUUCACGGAAGAGAGACCGAGACGGUUCUCAGACAGUGCCAUUGAGGUGGAACACGAGAACGAGAGGAGAAGACAGGAUCUCAUCGACUUGCACGACGAUGGUGACGCGCCGGAUAUCGCCAACGAACAAGCCAUCGGCCCCAGACGGCCGUCGAUCACCCACGCCGACUCUGACCCCCAAAUGGACGCGCCCGACUUCGAUACACGCGUCCAUACGCCUGAGGUAUUCCUGUUCGAGUACGGCACUGUUGUAAUCUGGGGCAUGACACUGCAAGAGGAGAAGAAGUUCCUGAAGGAGAUCGCCAAGUUUGAAGUGGACAAGCUCGGCAAAGAUGAGAUUGAGACGGAAGAGUUCAACUUCUACUACACGCGCGAGUACCAAGCCCGGAUAUACAACGACUUCAUCAGUCUGCGCGACAAGAAGAACUACAUGAUCAAGCUGGCGAUUAGUCACGGUCUUUCCCAGAGUGUCAAGACGUCGCUGUUCGAGGACCUGGUCGACAACACUAUCGACGAGACGAAGGACAUUCCGGCUGAAAUCGCCAGCUCUGGCAAGAUCAACCUGAACAAGAAGCAGAUCAACAUGCAGAUUGGAGAAUUGUUCAUUCUCCGGAUUAGUAUCCAUCUGCAAGGAUCGGUUCUUGAUGCGCCCGAGCUCAUGUGGGCAGAGCCGCAGCUAGACCCGGUAUAUCAAGCUGUGAGAAGCUAUCUGGAGAUGGACCAGAGAGUCAGUCUCUUAACUGAGCGACUAAAUGUUAUCGGAGACUUGCUUGCUGUCUUGAAGGAUCAGCUAACCGUCACUCACGGCGAAUUGCUUGAAUGGAUCGUUAUCAUUCUCAUUUUUGCUGAAGUUUUGGUGGCUGCCAUCAACAUCUUUGUCGACCUGCACGCUGCGGACUAG